Molecule: messenger RNA, 1262 nt
Organism: Nipponia nippon (crested ibis)
Lineage: Eukaryota; Metazoa; Chordata; Aves; Pelecaniformes; Threskiornithidae
Gene: OPN3
Product: opsin 3
Biological process (GO): G protein-coupled receptor signaling pathway; visual perception
Cellular component (GO): membrane
Molecular function (GO): G protein-coupled receptor activity
Source: RefSeq, a predicted model, not a curated record
CGGUCCGCCGUGGGGCUAGGAAUGGACGGAAAGGCUUAGCCCUGCUCCGGCCGGGCUCCGGCAGGCUAUGAACCAUGCACUCGGGGAACAGCACGGGCACGACGAGCCGCCCGGAGCCCGCGGCGGCGGAGCAGGAGGUGCCGGGCGAGCGGCCCCUCUUCAGCGCCGGCACCUACGAGCUGCUGGCGCUGCUCGUCGCCACCAUCGGCAUGCUGGGCUUGUGCAACAACUUGCUGGUGCUGGUGCUCUACUACAAGUUCAAGCGGCUCCGCACGCCCACCAACCUCUUCCUCGUCAACAUCAGCCUCAGCGACCUGCUGGUGUCUGUCUUCGGCGUCAGCCUUACCUUCAUGUCCUGCCUGAGGAGCCGCUGGGUGUGGGACGCCGCCGGCUGCGUCUGGGACGGCUUCAGCAACAGCCUCUUCGGAAUUGUUUCAAUUAUGACUCUCACUGUUCUUGCCUAUGAACGCUACAUUCGAGUAGUCCAUGCAAAAGUGAUUGACUUCUCUUGGUCUUGGCGGGCUAUCACAUAUAUCUGGCUUUAUUCAUUAGCCUGGACUGGAGCACCUCUUUUGGGCUGGAACAGAUACACACUGGAAAUUCAUGGAUUAGGUUGUUCAGUGGACUGGAAGUCAAAAGACCCCAAUGAUGCCUCCUUUGUGCUACUUUUUUUCCUUAGCUGUCUAGUAGCACCUGUUGGGAUCAUGGCCUAUUGCUAUGGCCAUAUUCUAUAUGCAGUAAGAAUGCUUCACUGUGUGGAAGAUUUCCAGACUGUUCAAGUGAUCAAACUUCUAAAAUAUGAAAAGAAGGUGGCUAAAAUGUGUUUCUUAAUGAUCUCCACGUUUCUUAUUUGUUGGAUGCCCUAUGCAGUGGUCUCCCUCCUGGUAACAUAUGGCUAUAGCAACCUUGUAACUCCAACAGUAGCUAUCAUCCCAUCUUUCUUUGCCAAGUCAAGCACUGCUUAUAAUCCAGUCAUCUAUAUCUUCAUGAGCAGAAAGUUUCGACGAUGCCUCUUGCAACUCCUGUGCUUUCGCCUGAUGAGAUUCCAGAGGGCUGUGAAGGAGACACCAGCAACGGGGAAUGACAAACCAAUACGACCAAUAGUUAUGUCUCAGAAAGCAGGGGACAGGCCAAAGAAGAAAGUGACUUUCAGCUCUUCCUCUAUAAUUUUUAUUAUCACCAGUGAUGACACUCAGCAAAUAGAUGACAACAGUAAACACAAUGGGACAAAAGUAAAUGUCAUCCAAGUAAAGCCGCUAUAG